AGAGGGGGGGGGUCAACAGAGGCCCCGCCCCUGGCUCGCUCUGCGGCUGCGCGUGGCCGCCGUCAGCCGUCCAGUCAGGUCGUGAGCGGGCGUGGAGGCUCUUUUUUGCCCGGGCGAGAUGGCGGUGAGGGCGCUGAACCCCAAGGCGGAGGUGGCGAGGGCCCAGGCCGCCCUGGCCGUCAACAUUAGCGCGGCGCGGGGCCUCCAGGACGUGCUCCGGACCAACCUCGGCCCCAAAGGAACCAUGAAGAUGCUUGUGUCUGGUGCUGGAGAUAUCAAGCUUACUAAAGAUGGCAACGUCUUGCUUCAUGAGAUGCAAAUCCAGCAUCCGACUGCCUCCUUGAUAGCCAAAGUCGCCACAGCGCAGGACGACAUCACAGGUGAUGGGACAACCUCCAACGUUCUCAUCAUUGGUGAGCUGCUCAAGCAGGCAGACCUCUACAUUUCAGAGGGUUUGCAUCCCCGAAUAAUUACAGAGGGCUUUGAAGCGGCCAAGGAGAAAGCCCUUGAGGUCCUGGAGCAAGUGAAGGUAGUGAAGGACACAAAGGAGAUGGACAGGGAGAUGCUCCUGGAUGUGGCCAGAACCUCCCUUCGGACCAAGGUCCACGCUGAGCUUGCGGAUAUAUUAACCGAGGCUGUUGUGGAUUCCGUUCUGGCAAUCAGGAAACCAAAUGAGCCGAUUGAUCUGUACAUGGUUGAAAUAAUGGAGAUGAAGCACAAAACCGAAACUGACACAUCGUUGAUCCGAGGCCUUGUCUUGGAUCACGGCGCUCGCCAUCCUGACAUGAAGAAGCGCGUGGAAGACGCUUACAUCCUCACUUGUAACGUAUCACUCGAGUAUGAGAAAACAGAGGUGAAUUCCGGGUUUUUCUAUAAAAGUGCGGAAGAAAGAGAGAAACUGGUUAAAGCAGAAAGGAAGUUCAUUGAGGAGCGAGUGAAGAAGAUCAUCGAUUUGAAGAAAACCGUCGUGGGAGACUCCAGUAAAGGUUUUGUUGUGAUCAACCAGAAGGGGAUUGACCCUUUCUCCCUGGACGUGCUGGCCAAAGAAGGAAUCAUCGCUUUGCGCAGAGCAAAACGGAGAAACAUGGAGAGGUUGACUCUUGCCUGUGGAGGCAUUGCCAUGAAUUCAGUGGAGGACCUCUCGGUAGACUGUCUGGGACACGCAGGCCUUGUCUACGAAUACACGCUGGGUGAGGAGAAAUUCACUUUCAUUGAGAAGUGCGACAACCCCCGUUCGGUGACUCUGUUGAUCAAAGGCCCAAACAAGCACACGCUGACGCAGAUCAAGGACGCUGUUCGGGACGGACUGCGUGCUGUCAAAAACGCCAUAGAGGAUGGUUGCGUAGUUCCAGGCGCUGGGGCCCUGGAGGUGGCCAUUGCCGAUGCUCUUGUGAAACAUAAGGCCACCAUCAAAGGAAGGGCCCAGCUGGGGGUGCAGGCUUUCGCCGAUGCCUUGCUCAUCAUUCCUAAGGUGCUCGCACAGAACUCUGGCUAUGAUCCUCAAGAAACGCUAGUGAAACUUCAGGCCGAAUAUGCCGAGUCGGGGCAGCUUGUCGGCGUGGAUCUAAAUUCUGGUGAACCAAUGGUGGCUGGAGCAGCUGGAGUGUGGGAUAAUUUCAGUGUUAAAAAACAGCUGCUUCAUUCAAGCACGGUAAUUGCUAGCAGCAUUCUCUUGGUUGAUGAAAUCAUGCGUGCUGGAAUGUCCUCCCUCAAGGGCUGAGCUGAAAGCGGUCCCGAAUGGGGGGAAAGUCUCCUCAAGCAGCCUCCAGUGCCCAGAUUAAGACCUCCCUUUUGCCCAGUUGAGUUUUCAGAAUGAGCGGCGCUGUUGCCUCCUCUCCGCCACCAGGAAUUUGGCCGUUCCCAGAUGAAAACGGUUGCUUCUGUGGAAUCAGAUAUUAUUUAUUCUUGACAUGCACUGAUUCGAUACAUCUGGCGUUACCUUCCUUUCUACCCAAUAAACAAUUCCACUCUCUU
Messenger RNA from Pogona vitticeps (central bearded dragon), 1974 nucleotides. The record is from RefSeq and is a predicted model, not a curated record. Lineage: Eukaryota; Metazoa; Chordata; Lepidosauria; Squamata; Agamidae.